Molecule: messenger RNA, 1759 nt
Organism: Clunio marinus
Lineage: Eukaryota; Metazoa; Arthropoda; Insecta; Diptera; Chironomidae
Source: the annotation of a GenBank genome assembly
CGCUUUGUGAUGAUCCACUUGGAAUUGAAAACAGUGCAAUGAGUCCAAAUCAAAUCACAUUUAGUUCGAUUAAGGAUGCUGGUUCAGUGAAGACGAAAGUUCGAAAGAAUCCUUUAGAGAUAAUUAAACUAAGUUCAACGAGGGGUUGGAUGCCACUAACUGUUAGCAUGACAGAAUAUGUCCUUUUUGACUUUAUUGAAAACCGAAAGUUGACUGGAAUUGUAACAAAGGGCGGUGAAUACGGUUGGGUGAAAUCAUUCAAUGUUCUUUAUUCACAAGACAACAUCAUUUGGAAUAAAAUUGAAGACGAUUCCGGUGAUGCGUUUGAGUUCUUAGCAAAUGUCGACGCGUAUAAAAUUAAAAAGAAUUUCUUUAAAAGUCCUGUCAACGCUCGUUACAUGAAAAUUCAACCAACAAAAUGGCACAGCACAAUUGAAUUAAAGAUUGAGCCAAUUGGAUGUUUUGUUCCUUACCCUGUCAUAGCUCAAGCAGCCACAACUAAACCUGAAGUUGAGAUUGUAACGCCGAGUACGUGUGGUGUGUGUAAAGGUAUUCUUGCACCACGACCUGUCAGACCCAGUGCCUGUACAUGUUAUCCACCACUUUAUUGGAGUGGCUCAGAAUGUGUACCACAAUCACAAUGUCCUUGUGUCGAAGGUCACAUGAUUUAUGAGAUUGGAGAGACUUAUCAAACGGAAGAUUGUGCCGAUUGUAUUUGCAAGAUUGGUGGCGUUCCAGAUUGCAAGCCGAAAGUUUGUGCGCCAUGUGGUCAAGGUUUACGUCGCGAAUCACCGAAAUCUUGUUCAUGCCAAUGUGUUCCAUGUCCACCAGAUACAAUUUUAUGUCAGACAAGUGGAGAAUGUAUUCCUGAAAGUUCAUGGUGUGACGGAGUUCAAGAUUGUCCCGAUGAUGAAAAGAAUUGCAUAAUAACCGAAAAACCGAUGAUUUUCGUUAAUCGAACUGAAACAUUGAGUUACAUGAUUCGUUUGCAAAUCCAAAAAGAUUCAAAAGAAUGUGCAAAAUUCUCUUGUGAGGCAGCUGCUGUAAAUGACGCUGUUUGCAAUGUCACUGGUCGAACCUUCAAUACAUUUGACUUCACAGAGUUCAAAUAUGACAUUUGCAAUCAUCUUCUUGCUCGCGAUGCUGCUGAUGAGAAGUGGAACGUGAUCAUGAAGAAAAAUUGUUCGAGUGGAAACAACAUUUGCAGAAAAGAGAUUGUGAUUAAAGAUAAAGUUUCCAUGUACACUUUGACUCUUUACCCAUCGUUGACUGUCAAUCUCGAUGGAUAUCCUUUUUUUAUUUGUAAUAUUAAGGACGACGAGAUUUUCAUUUCUUCGAUGAUGCCGACAUGUUCUGAUGUUUCAAAUUGUCCCCCAUUGAUGCGUUACACUGAUGGUUGCUGUGAAAAAUGUAAAUUGGAAUCACUUUCCCAACAAAAUUGCUUACCCGAAUCACUUGCUGAGAAAGUCACACUUGGCUUGAUAAAAACUCAAAUACCACCUCAUGGAAAAUGUCAAAACUUUGAGCCAAUUCGAGGUGUUACACAAUGUUCUGGAACAUGCAAAUCUGGAACGAUUUUUGAUCCAAUCACUUUCCAUCAAUUGAAAAGCUGUGACUGUUGUUCGGUAAGCAGUGUCAAAGAAAUUGCUGUUGAACUUGUGUGUGAGGAUAAAUACAAACUUAUCAAACAUUUCAACGUUCCGUCAUCAUGUGCAUGUUCAAAAUGUGGCGCCGACGACAUAAAAAGUCUGUAAAUUCA